UUGGUUGAUUCUGCAUUUCUGCCUAAGGAGAACGGGAAAGCAAAAGAUCAAAUCGAAGAAAGAGAAAAGUAGAAUCGGAGACACGAAUCCUGUUUCAAUCUAGAGGGAGAGAGCUUGGAAUUGCAGCAAUGGCGGAAGAGAGCAACGCGCACAAGGAAUACGUACCGCCACCGGUGUACGAUUUGAACGCUAAAUGGGACGCAUGCCUCGAUUUGACCCUCCGCCGCGGCGUCUACUACUCCUUCGCCGGUGCUUUUGGAGGUCUCCUCUUAUUCAGGAGUCCUGCGGCACGUUGGGCUGCUAUAGCUUUUGGUGCUGGAGCAGGUCUUGGAUCUGCAUACUCAGAAUGCUCUUACAAAUUUGCAAAAGAUGGAGGUUUACCAGUUCCACAUGUUUCUAAUGCUUCAAAGGUGAGUACCGAGCAGGAAUGAAGUCCUCUUCCUGCACGGGUUUCACACCAGUUUUUUCAAACUUGAUGAGAUUGUUGUUCACCCUUGUCUGUUCAGUGGCUCUUGCCUUUCAUUAUUGCAGGAUUAUUUUGAAAGGUUAAUUAGAUUGUUCAAAGCCACGAAGUUACUUAUCAUAAACGCCUCUGGCUUUUUUGUCUGUAAUUCUAUUUACCAACUAAAGUUCAAUAGGUAAAGGUAAUAAUUUCUUCAUUGGCC
Molecule: messenger RNA, 665 nt
Organism: Ipomoea triloba (trilobed morning glory)
Lineage: Eukaryota; Viridiplantae; Streptophyta; Magnoliopsida; Solanales; Convolvulaceae
Product: MICOS complex subunit Mic10-like
Exons: 3
Coding region: 129-431 (100 amino acids)
Cellular component (GO): mitochondrial inner membrane; MICOS complex; mitochondrion
Source: RefSeq, a predicted model, not a curated record